Molecule: messenger RNA, 1302 nt
Organism: Purpureocillium lilacinum
Lineage: Eukaryota; Fungi; Ascomycota; Sordariomycetes; Hypocreales; Ophiocordycipitaceae
Biological process (GO): vesicle fusion; exocytosis
Cellular component (GO): plasma membrane; SNARE complex
Molecular function (GO): SNAP receptor activity; syntaxin binding
Source: RefSeq, a predicted model, not a curated record
AUGAAGAAGUUUGGCUUCGGCAAGAAGGGCGGCAGCGGUGACGAUGGCGACGACUCCAACCGCUCUGCCCUCUUCGGCCGCAAGAAAGCAUCUCCAGCGCCACAGUCCGACAACCCCUAUGCCCAGCAAGGCCCCGCGAGCGAUCCAUACGCCGAUACCGCUAAGUACGCCAAUAUAACCCCCUACCAGCAGGCCCGCCAAGGCAUCGGCGGUGGCCCGCGACCCGGCGGCGCUCCGGCUGGGCCCCCCUCGCAUAGCGAGGCGCCUCGCGACCCAGACAACUACGGUUCUGCGCCGCAGCCGUCGGGCUAUGGUGCCAACCGCUACGGCUCAGGCGGAGGCUAUGGCUCAGAUCGCUACGGAGGCAGCAGCAACGCCACUCCCACGGCCGGUGCUAGAGGCCCCGGUGGCUACGGUGGCUUCGGGCGGGCAAACGACAACGCGCCCGACGAGAACCGCGAUGCCCUCUUUUCUGGUGCUCAGGAACGCCUCUCAAACAGAGCAGAGCAACCUCCAGCAGCCGCUACAACUGCAGCCUCGGGCGCGUAUGGGCAAUCGGGGACCGCUGGGGGUUCGUAUGGCGGCUACGGCGAGCAGCGGGAGCUGACGGCAGAGGAGCAAGAGGAGGCUGAGUAUCAAGCCAUCUUGUCGGAGAAACGACAGGUUCAGCAAGAGAGCGCCGCGUCGGUCUCACGCUCGGUACAGAUGGCCAGGCAAGCCAACGAGGUCGGACAGGCGACACUUGCCCGGCUCGGCGCCCAAGGCGAGCGACUCCACAACACGGAGAAGAACCUCGAUCUGGCCGCGAAUCAAAACAAGAUUGCCCAGGACAGGGCGGCGGAGCUGAAGACACUCAACCGAAGCAUGUUUGCUGUGCACGUCGGCAACCCUUUCACCUCCAAACAGCGCCAGCAAAAGGCUGACGAUGAGGUCAUGAACCGCCAUCGCUCGGAGCGAGAUCAGCGAGAGGCGACGCGUCGCGACGGCUACACCGCUAACCAACGCAUGGAAUCCACGUUCCGCGACAUCAACUCCGCAGGUCGUCCUCGGCAGCAGCCUCGCAAGAAGGACUAUGGCAAGUUCAACCUGGACGAUGAGGAAGGUGCCGACGAACUCGAAGACCAAAUCGACGACGGCAUCACUGAGCUCGAGGGCCAGGUGUCGAUGAUGAACAUGGUGGGCCGGGCCAUUGGCAAGGAGGUGGACUCACAGAACAAGCAGAUUGACAGGAUCAUGACCAAGAGCGAUGCGGUGGACGACGCCACACGCAUGAACAGGGAGCGGUUGGCCCGUAUCCGAUAA